AUGGCCAUGGAAACAUCCCAUGAAUGUACAAAAAGUGUAGAAGUGGAUGCUACUUCUGUAGCCAUUGCAGGUGACAGCGCGGGCGGCAACCUCGCCGCCGCCGUCGCCCUGAAGCUUCGUGACGAGAAACUGGAGAUUCAGCCGACGAUACAGUGUCUAUUGUACCCGGUGCUCCAGUCCAUCGACCUGCACAGCCCCAGUCGUCUGCAGAACAGUCCAAUGUCCGGAGUACUGUCAGGCCACGGUGUCAUGGUCUCCGGAUAUCUCGGAUUACCGACAAAAUACGCCCCCAUCAUACACCAAAACCGCCACCUUUCGGCCUCUCUUCGGCAGCAGUACUCCAAAUACUUGGAUUACAACCAACUCCCAGCAUCCUUCAUUCCAGAUGGCUAUGAGCCUACCCGUGCGCCUCCUAGUAGCGACCCUGGUCAAAUUCCAGAGGCCGCUCAAAAGUUGUUUGUCCAGUCGUAUGUGGCGCCUCUCUUAUCUCCGGAUCUCAGUGGACUUCCUCAGGCCUACGUCUUCACUGUUGGCGCCGACACGCUUCGUGAUGAUGGAGCUCUUUACGUGAAACGUUUACAAGACGCUGGUGUCAAAGCGAAGCUGGCUCAUUAUCCAGAGAGCUUUCAUGGUGUUUUAUCCGUGGGCAUAAAGUUUGAAGCUAGGGAUAAAGGUAGACGAGAGUUUGUCGAUUUCAUUAAAAAGAAUCUUUAGUAGUAUUUGCACAUCAUUCUUGGCGACAUAUAUGGUGAAUGUAGUGUCUUUUCACCAGACACUGUGCUAAAGGCUAGAGUCUAAGCAUGGAACCACCAGUCGAUGGUAAGACAGUGAUUUGUAAUUAUAUUUGCUCAAUGUGAUGGACUAACCUUUCCCGCGCAAUGGCUAUGACUGCCCGCAGAAUGCAAUGGCAGUUCUUAGGAGUAGAUCACAUACCUUAGGCGGGAAUUAACCGGGAAGGGCUACCCAGUGUAAACACCAAUGAAAUAAAUAAAUAAAUAUAAAUAAUUGUAU
This is a messenger RNA of Liolophura sinensis, 1011 nucleotides long. Its product is annotated as arylacetamide deacetylase-like. Gene Ontology annotation, molecular function: hydrolase activity. The transcript is spliced from 3 exons. The record is from RefSeq and is a predicted model, not a curated record. The coding region runs from base 1 to 714 and encodes 237 amino acids. Lineage: Eukaryota; Metazoa; Mollusca; Polyplacophora; Chitonida; Chitonidae.